AACGUUAAAAGCGUCUUUAAUCAGGGUCACCUAGUCGGAAAGACCUUAGGACCUUAAUGGUAAUAAUUUGCUACAAAUGCUUUGGGGGCACUUAGGGUCUACAUUUUCGACAGGUUUCUGUUUCAUUAUGUAAUCUCACAGCUCUAGUGCCUUCUGAUUUGAAGACACUAAAUGCUUUACUCCACUCUGCUCUAUUCUAUUAUACCGAUCUAAGUUACUUGUUAAAGUUUAAUGAGGUUGAAUCAUUUUACAAAGCGUUAGAGCUGAUGGUGUUUGAUUAGGGAGAGUCUCAAAGAAUAUCUAACUGAAAGUGACCGUUUUAGGUAUUCGAGGGUUUUCCAAAAAUCCAAACUGAACGUAACGACGUACGUAACGUAAGCAAUUGGAAAAGUUUCAGCUUAAAUCUGAUAAAUAUACCUAUCAACCUCAGGGUAUGCCCUUAGUUCUGACGACUUGACUUAAUCAUUUCACAUAAGUUAAAUAAUAUUUUAGUAGGUUCACUAAUCUAAACUAGUUCGGAAGAGCGAAGAAAACAUCAAAAGUCGGUAUGGUUUCGGAAUUUAAAAGGGAUAUUUAAAUACAAGUUUAGUCUCAUAUGAUCCUCCUCAUCUAAAGUCAUCUCAGCUGUUCAUAGAAUUCCGAAUAAAAAAAACUAUCGAUUUUAUACCGUGUAGUUUCAACUUUUUCCGGGGGUUUUUACAAUUCGCGCUUUUUAUAGCAAAUUUAAAUGCGCUUACAUAUGUACUAGAAAAAACGAUGUUCAUCACAACAAUAACAUUCACAAAACUUCAGAAGUUAUAGUGCCAUGAAUAUGCAAAUAAGCAGCAAAAGAAAUAAAUAAACAAGCGGUGCAAAAUAAAAUGGAGAACAAACAAACCGCAAAAAUUAAGUAAGAGCGUUUUAAAGCCGUGCCGAUCUGAAAAAUACAGAGUUUGGCAGAAUAAACAGUUUGUUUUCUUAUUUCUACGAUUUCUCAGUAGCGGCACAAUAUACAAAGAUACAAAAAUAAAGUUUAUAGCCGCCGGCACCGCGACGUUAUAGGUAUAAAUAGAGGCGGCGGCUGCGCAAUCGAUUGUGAGUCUCAAUUGAGCUGGUCAAGCGUGUGGACGUACUUAAUAAUAAUAAACUAAAAUGUCGAAAUUCUUCCUUGCUGCACUACUCUGCGUCGCUGCGUGCGCACAGUUUUCUUUCGCUGCCAGCAUCGCCGAAGCGAUCGACGCUGAUCUGCGUGUUAACCUCGACAGUUACAACAAGAUCCUCGUCGGAGUCGAUGAGGCACACAAGGCCAAUCUCGAGAAAUUGAUCGCCCAGACCGAGGCUGCGCUCAAGGAGACCGACAGCAAAGCGAAGACCACUAUUUUGGAUGGUCUGACUGGCACUUUCCCCGAAGAAUUCAAUCAGUACUUGCACAAGAAAUUGCAGGAAUUGAAUGUUGAUGGUGAAAUCCAAAACUCCCUCGAAUUCUACAAGGCUUUGUUGCCAAAAUCCGAUUCCGCUGAAUUCAAGGCUGAUAUUGAGAAAUCCAUCGAAAGCUUGAACGCUAUCGCCAAGGAAGCUGAUGCCGCCAAAAAGGUGGAAAGCUACUUGAAAUUCACCCAGGAUCAUCGUGCUAGUUUCCAAGAAUUCUUGAAGAAGCAAACUUUGCCAGAGAUCGAAAAAUCAUUGAACGGUGCCAUCAAAUUCUUUGACGGUUUACUCGCUGACGCCGAUAUCAAGCACAAGGAUGAAAUCGCCGCUUUGAAGGUUAAGGCUGAAGGUGGUUUGACUGCCGCCACUUUGGAAGAUAAGCAAAAGAUUUACUUCGAAGUUACCAACCCCGAAAACAAGGACGUCUUCAACUACUUGAGAGAAAAAUACGUUGAAAAGCAAUAGGUGUCUCAUUUCGUCUAACGAGUAUUCUAUGAACUAAUUGUAUGUAAUCGUAAAAUUAAUUUAUUACAAAAUUGAAGAAGAAUGUGUGUCGUAAAAUGGACCUGUCUAUUGGCGUACGUGUGAAAAUAAAAAUUGGAAAAGCAUAUUGCUAAAAUGAAAUAA
Messenger RNA from Bactrocera tryoni, 2034 nucleotides. RefSeq lists its product as uncharacterized. NCBI's taxonomy places the organism in Eukaryota, Metazoa, Arthropoda, Insecta, Diptera, Tephritidae. The transcript is spliced from 2 exons. Bases 1132 to 1872 code for a protein of 246 amino acids. The record is from RefSeq and is a predicted model, not a curated record.